Xyrichtys novacula (pearly razorfish) is the source of this 32464-nucleotide messenger RNA. Lineage: Eukaryota; Metazoa; Chordata; Actinopteri; Labriformes; Labridae. The record is from the annotation of a GenBank genome assembly.
AUGGGUUCUAAGUUGACCAGACAGAGAAGUCUCGAUUUCGACAGCAAAUUAUCCAAGAGGAGACGCCAGAGGAAUGACAACCACCAAGUGGAGAGCGAGAGAAGUAGCGACAGAAGAGGAGGAGGAGGAGGAGGCGGCGGAGACUUCUUGUUUACCUCCCUGAUGCUGAGGUCCGACAAGCUCCCGGGGAUGCUGCGGAAAACCAACCACAGCCCAUACGUCCGCCGGGUGGCCUGGAUCCGGGACAUCCAGCGGCUUCUCCGGGAGCAGAAGACGGAGCAGGCGGCCGAAGUGCUCAAACUGCUGAGAAAGGUAAAGGACUGGCAUUACUCUGGUGCACUUAGUUUGUCAGCGUUUGUAGUUGAUUCUCACCUUAAACUUGUCAUUGAUGGUAGAAACUGAUUUACUUAACGCAGUAACUUGGUUUUGUGUUUGAGAAGUAAGCUCAAUGUGGCUGUAAAAAAUGUCUUUUAUCGUUUUAUCUGAAAUUAAAGAAAUCAAGUGUCCAUAUGUACUUUAAAAUAAGCUCAAUUUAAUCUCUGUUUUUAUUUUUGUACUUAUUUUUAACUACUUGUGCCUACAUAGAUUUGUAGCAUUCAUUGGAGGCAGUCCCACUUUUCAUGUAUCAGCAGGUGUCAGUGUGUUAGUCUUUUUUUUUUCUCAAAAGUUAAAGGUAUUUAAUCACCUCUUCAGUAUAAAUGUUACCAUGAAAGGAAGCCUUACUGUCAUACAGUGAAAAAAGACUGUACCCUGUCGCCUUCUGUUUAUAAAUCGGAGGGGAAAGGAGAGUUUAUAAUGAGGUUUUAGCCUCAGUGGGUGAGAGUCUGGUCUGAAUGAACCACCUGUUUUGUCUGAGAGGGAAGAAAGCCAGCAAGUUCAUGAUCUGAAUAUUCAAUCAGCUCCAUAAAAAACAGAACACUGACUGUAUUAUGUGCUCGCCCUUUUCAAAAAAGAAAGACGAAAUAAAGGCGUCCAGGUCAGAUUAAUAUUUCUCUUUCAAUGUGAAGCUUGUAACUUUGCUUAGAUAGGCAGUUAUUUUGUCAUGAAUACAAUGCAGCUCCUCUUUUGAUAAGUUGUUUUUCUCAGAUCAGAUGAAGUCAUGUCUGUUCUCUUUACUGCCAUUGUUUAAAUGCCUCUUUUGGAGGAGUUUCCAAGUUUCCAAUAUAGCCCAGAAAUCCACAUGAGAAGAAGUCAUUUCUAAAACUCGGUUGACGUGUUAUUUAACAGCUUUGACAUGUCCCUAUUUCACAUCAGUGUGUUUCACUUUAUUGUCAUCAGCUUCAUAGCUCCUAACUAUAGGUGCGGUAUCUUCUUUUCUUAUUUUCAAUCCGUUACACUCUUCGUGUGGCACCUUCCCUAGUCUAAUCCUCACUUUCUUAAGAUUUAUCCAAACUAGGGGGAGAGAGAAAAGAACAGUCUUUAGAGCUCAGCUUGAGCUUUCCUCUGCCGCCUGGUAGCUGUGCACGGAUCAAAGGAGCACAGUUUUGAAGUUCAGACAAAAGCAGGUCUGAUCAAGAGGCCCCCCUUGUCAGGAAAACUCCCUGCCCAUCUGUACGCUGCCAUAGAAUAAAUUAUACAGAUGUGUGGAGAUUAAAGCAGGAAAUAAUACUGAGGAAAGGCUGUGGGCGUCUGCAUUGUAGACAGAUUUGUAGGUAUCUUUUGUCUUCUCUUGUGCUCUGCAGAAAGCUUUAAACUUCUUUGUAAACAUUCAUAUUCAUAUUUGUUCGAAGCAGGAGGAAUAUGACUCAUGCAUAGCAUCCUUUAAGACCUCAAUAUGUCUGUCCAGGUUUAUUAAAGUACUGCUGCAGUCUCUGAUAUCUCAUAAGAAGGAAUAUUUUAAAGAUCACCAUGUGCAUUUGUUGGUCGUGAGCAGGGGCAGCUUUUCCUCGAAGCUCGGCAUUUAAACUGCUCACGAAGCACCAAUACUCUCUCCAUCUCUAGCUGAGGUGAAGCCAGAGCACUGCUUCUGUUGUAUGUUGUUGGGGCUGGAGCCAAGUGUCUGACUAACAAUACUCCAGCCCUGAAAUAAAAAAAAGAACUGGCAGAAGAAAUCUUGUUGCUCUUGCCUUUUCCUCUCAGAAACGGAUGGAUUUGGAGAUAAUCACCUUGAGAUGAUGAAUACUGGAACAUGUCUCUUUAGAGGAAGUCAUUACUAAGAGAAACCAAUAACAUCAACCCCCACCCGGUAUCUGCAUCCCAUAUCUGCCUUCUGGGCCAUUAAGUUAAUUAGUUUGGAAUCUUCUAGAUAUUCAUUAGUAAACAAAGAAUCAGCAGCUACUCAUAUCAGUUAUGCUCCACAGCACGAGCAUGAAGUAACCAAUGUGCAGCCAUGGAGAUUAAGGUGGUCUCUGUUGUGCAUGAAUGACCUAACUGAAGUCUGAGGUCGUUUCCACACGUGUAGCUUGUUUGAAAGAUUCAAAUCUUGGUCAGAAACCACUGAGCAAUAGACAGCUAUUGGACGUUAAGUUAUUUUUUACACCUAAUUUCAACCUUCUAGAUUCUGUAUCCACUAUGCGAUAAGUAUUUAUUUCAAAAAGCAACUGUGAGCUGCAUAACUGAUCUCUAAGUACUUAACCAAAAUAAUUAUGAUAGCCGUUGAGCAAUAUACUGGUAGACCUCUGUUAGCUGGCUAGUCUAAACUCGGUCUAAAUUUAGACGUCUGAAAACUUUCAUUUUUAGACCUGUGGUAGCCAGAUUUUAGACGAGUCGUCUAGACUACAUUUAGACGUCUAUUAGACCUCUUUUAGACCAAAAAAUGCUCAUCGGGAUGUUACUGUUCAUACAGUAAAAAGUUUAGUAGGAAGUGUGAGUUUUAAGUUCAAGGAUGUAGUUCGAGUUUAAAGCUUGAAAUCUAAAGCUCAGGUGCUGACAUGUUGCUCUGGUGAAAUCUAGACAUGUGCAGAAGCAGUCUGGUCAGCGGAGCGCCUGAAAUGACGUCACACUCCCCCUCCUGCCAACCAAAACACACAUUAAACUUACUAAUUUAACGCCAAAGAGCCCUCAGUAUAGUGCAGUCUUCAGCGGAACAGGUUCUUGUUUUGAUGUGAAGAAGACUCUCGCAGUUACCGAGAGUUCAGUGACUCUUGUGUUAUUGUUUGUUAUGUUUCCUCUCGCUGUUCCUGCUCUACUCUGCUUAUCCAGUAAAGGACGCCUCAAAAGCCCGUACUCUUCAACAGAGCUGCCAGUUACUCGUGUUUUCAAACCGGAUGACUAAUUAAAACUAAACUUCUUUCAAAAAUAAACACUCGCACAGAAAUUAGCAUGAUAAAGACUCACUCCCCUGACAGAAAACGAGUAUUCUACAUGCAUUUUUAUUCUUAGUUUGACCCAUCAUGUUUCAUCAGGUGUAAUGAGGGAGGCGGCUUGCCGACGUAGCUGCAGCCAGUCACUCUGAGGAGCACUAAAAGUUGUGGCGUCACUCGGCAUAGAUUUCCAUGUGCCAACAAAACAGACAGGAUCCACCCCUGUCUGAUACAACACAUAACUGUAGACAGGUGGACCAACAUCAAGCAGAAACCUUUGCUCUUGAGAAGUGAAGCUGAUGCAGAAAUGCUAAAAACUGCAGCUCCCUGAGGGCCCGCUUGAGGCUGGCGGCAGAAACACUGGAAACCACGAACACACUGAGCUCUGUUUUUAGAGCAAAAAUCAGCAUGUUUGCAGCCCGGUUCAGAAAACUGGUCUGGUCUGAAUAGCUUGGGGCUCCCAUGGUACUGGGAGGGAAUUUUUAGCAACGCCUUGGUUUUAAAGUUAUCAAAGUUGGCCAAUGAGAGACAGGGAUGACUUGACUGACAGGAAGGCUCUCUGUGACCAUUUACCAAGAAGCGAAAAGCCCAUCUCUGAUAUGAAUACGCCCAGGUAUUAUAUAGUCUAUGAUUGUAUAAUAGGGUGACCAUACGUCCCCUCUUACCCAGACAUGUCCUCUUUUUGUGGGGCUGUCCACGGUUGUUCAGCUUCAUCUGGAGAAGUUUGUAAAAUCCUUCAAAUGUCCGUGGUUUUGUACGAGAGUUUCGAUUUUGUGUCACAUGGCCUUACUGAGUUAGAAGCGCAUAAAAGACACUUGCCAGUUUGGUAUUUUCGUAGACUGAGUUGCACCGAGGUCUGCCAAGCUGGGCGUGGUGAUGCAGUAGGGGGCGGUGUCAACAGAAUCAGCUAUAUCUUAUCUGAUGAGCGCGUUUGGCACGCGUUUGUACCAUAGACUGUAUAUAAGAUGGACAGAGUCUGUCUCCUCGCUGGGUGAAGCCACUCUGAGAACAGCACCCUCUGUUGAUGGGCUGCAGUAUAGGUCAUAAAUCCCGCCUCCGCCAGCAAAGCUUAUGGGACUGUGGACAAACUUUAGAAAUUUAUUACACAGAACAUAAAUUUUUCUCCCCCCUGGUUGUGAUGUUGACAUGUAGUUACUGUCAGACCAAGUUUGUGCCCAAGUCCUUUUUUUUCUGUGAAGCUCCGUUUUUAAAAGUUAUUAGGGGGUUCAUGUUUGCUAUGAUUGACACCUGGUACAGACUAUGGGCGUUCAGGGAUUGCGUAGCUCUCCCGGGGAUACGCCGUUUGAGCCGAGUGUCAUCACAGCGACUCUCAGCGACUGCGCGGCCGAAUGCGCGCAUCGCUACUGCGCAGCUCUGGUUUCAAGGAAGUGGAGAAUUACCAAGAGCUUUUUGGCUUCAAAUCCGUAUACAGGCGAGAGGCGGAACCAGGUUGUCCAUCUUAUAUACAGUCUAUGGUUUGGACUCUUACUUUUGCCUGACUGCAAUGAACUGCUGUGAAAUCUGUUGCUCGGUGAACACAGGUGCUUCUGUGUGGAUGAAAGGGGACAGGUGUGUUAAUGAGGGAGACUCUGUUGAUGAAGUUUGUACAGUAAGCUACUUUGGUUGACACUUGCCAUGCUGCAUGCGCAGCUUCUUGAUGAGGUAGGCUGUAAAUUGUUCUAUAUCCAACCACUUGGGACUCUGUUACAUCUCCUUUGUUCUAAUAGCCAGUGAGUCCGCGCCCCUCUUGUUGAGAACCACUGUUUUGGAUGAUCGAGUUAAAGGUCACAAAAAAUCAAGUAAACAGUAAGAAAAUCAAAGUAAAACAAAAACUGGAGUUAGAGGCUCUGUCACCUGAUGGUCGUGACAUGUUUCGUUCACCAACGCAGGAAACUGUGGGACUGGAUUUGUCUCACAGUGCAGUAAAUUUAAUUGGAUUCUAAUGAACUGCAUGUGUGGGAUGACAUUCUGCGUUCGCGGAGCAUAUCGGUUUAUUCAGACAUUUUGUGACAAGGCAGACGUGCGAUUAGAUAUGCAGCUCACACGAAGACAUUUGUGGAGAGAUCUGAAGGCAAAAAUAGGAAAACAUUUCAUGCUGUUAUGAUCAGGAUCAGUCAAAUUAAUCCCUUAGAUCAGAUAUUUUAAAAAUGCUUAGCUGUGAAUCCCCCCUCACAACCGCUGAAACACAGUGCCAUCAAAAGCCGCAGCUGCUUAAGACACAUCAUCAUCAUAAAAUAAUCUUCAAAUUACUUUCUGCUUCCAUUUAGGGACACACGUGGUGCCUUCAGCCUGACUAAAUGAGGUUUUAUUGAAGGGAGAGCUGGUCUGGAGGAUAGUCCAGCGUCAGGGAAUCCCACAGAGCUUGGCUGUAAUAAAUCAAGCCAAAAGCUGGAGGAGGAGAAAAUGCUGAUGGGAGUUUUCCUCUUUGCUUCCUCUGUGCCCCGAAGUAUUAGAGCUGUCAAAGCAUGUAGAGCGUGUUUUACAGAGUUUCAACCUCCAGCCGGCUAUUUGAAAAGCUUUUCAGUUCAAAUAAAGCUGGCGGUGUAUGUCCUCUCCGACUCCACGGCUUCUGGUUGUUCACUUUUACAUGACAUAAAGCACACAUCCCUGUGAGCUAAGAGGAUGAAGGUUCAGGGAAACAUGUUUGUUGUGUUCUUCAUACAGUAGCAGCAUUGAAGUCGCCGCUUUAAGAGGAUGUUAGAGAGGUAGAAAUCAUAUUACCAGUUGUUUUGGAUUAUGUUGGUUUCUGCCUAAGAAGAGGAGAUUUUCUUUCUUCUCCUUUAGACUUUUCAUCUUCUCUUCAUUUUGUUUCACGUACUCAGUUUCACGUCUUCCCUGCUGUUUGUUGGUGUUUUUUUCCUGCAUGUGUGUGUGUGUGUGUGUGUGUGUGUGUGUGUGUGUGUGUGUGUGUCUGCCCUGAUAGGCGGGGGAUGCCGCAUGCUGCUGAGACUAUUUGAUGUGUCUGAAAAUGUUCGUUCUCAAAGUGUCGGGUAAUGACACGUCAGCACUCCAAGCAUUACCUGAAGAUGCAGCUUCUAUUUACAUUACUCUCAAAUAAGAGCAGCCAAAGGUUCCAUGCUUAUACUCAGCGCUUUCUUCUAUCAAAAUGUUCUCAGUCUUUUGCUUUCCUGCAAACUGAAAGAGGAAUCAAAAGGUUUUUUUUUUUUUCAGAUGGUUAAAGUUUGUGUUUUUGUGAAAAUUAGAGAAACUCCUGCUAAAAAAAAACGACAAAUGAAACCUGCUUAUGAGAUAAAAGGCGACAGAGGGAGUUUAAUUCUCUCUGCUAAUGCCAGGAAAAAAGUGACGUGAGUCUUAUCAGAGAUGACUUAAACACAUAUACAUAGGAAAGCUGAUACACACACUAACACACACUCUCAGACUUUUAUACAUACUCAGAUUAACAGCCAAUUUCAAUGGCGAAACCAUAUCAGCUGCAGUGUGAUAAGAGAGCAAGAUAGCCAAGGAUGAUCAGAGCUAAUAGAAAAUUAUAUCCUAGUUUCAUUAAGUCGUCCAUGAAAUGUCUCUGGAAUAUUAAAUAGAGCUUCAUCACGCUAUAAGCAUGUUUUAAUCAAACCCACUUAUGAAUUCCUGUAUGUUUCAGGAGGAGUUAACCCUUCCUCUCUUGCAUUUCCUUGCAGGAUCUGGGACUCCAGGGAACAUCGCUAAAUGACAUUUUGUACAAGAACGCAGCUUUUCUCAACCUGGUGGACCCCAUUUCCCAUGAGCUGCUGCUCAGCCUCGCCCGAGACCUGCAGUGUCCAAAAAGGGUAAAAAAAAACCACACAGAUCCAGUUUAUUUUUUUAAACUCUUACAUUCAUGAAUUAUAAAACAGCAGCUCAUUGUUCCAAACACAACAGACCUUGCAUUUAUUAACAGAACACGGACUGGAGAGGAGAGCUGCGACGUGUCUGCAUACGUUAGCCAUGCUUAAGUGCAUGUGUUGUCAUGCUGUUGUGACAACAGUGAGGUGUCAGUUUGCUUUGUUCAAUACAACAACAGAUGCUAUGGUGAAUAGAAAAUGAUAGUUUAAGUGUUUUGGCAAUAGCACAUUGGACAGCUGUAUGACUCCUUAUUGUCUUCACAGUGUGUUCUGCAUCAGAUGAAAUAUUAACUUUAAAUAUGAUACUAUCCUGUAAACUAUUGAUGGAUUGAGCGUGAGUGAACACGUUGUGUCGUAAAGGUAAAAGGUGAGCAAGCUGGUCAAAAAUGUGGAUUACACAACAAAAAGUUUGGACGGGGGAAAAAGGCAGCAUGACUUUUGAAGAGUAAUCAGACCCUCCUACAAUUCCCUCAAAGGUUCAGUUACUAACGUUAAAUGUACUUCAUUUUUUAAAUAGGGGAGUGUGGGGUAAGUUGAGCCAUUUUUCAUAUUUCAGAUCACUACAUCAUAGUUUUGUCUCUAACUGGAGUAUCUGCAUAUAUUUCAAGAUGUUGUGCAUCCCUGCAAACCAACAGAAUGACUGUAGACAUAACUGUCUUGAUAAUAUAGCAUGCCAAAAAAAGGGUUCUCAUGGGGUAAGUUGACCAUAGGAGUGGGGUAAGUUGAGCCGUACCCCUACCCCUAAUAAAACUUCUGACAGACUAAAUUCACUUUCAAGAGAGAAAAAAAAUGUUUUUUUGGAAAUAAAUGUCUAACCUCUUCACCCAUGUGCUUCUAACCUUCACAGACUCCAUGAAUUGAUGCCCAUCUCCUAAAUAUUUGGUCACCUGAUCAAUUUCUUUGACCAUUUCCAAGCAACAGGGGGUGGCUCAACUUACCCCACUCUCCCCUACAUGAACCGCAGUGUAAAUAAAAUCAUUUUAGUUUAAACAGGGAGAUAAUGACAUCCUCGUAUGUUAGGCUGGAGUUGACAUCAGUAAUAGUAAGUGAACUGUGCAGUUCUCAUUCACCCUAACUUACAAUAACUUAUUUUCACCAGCAUAGUAAAGUUUUUUAUUUUGCUACAGAAAAUUCAAAGUGGACACCUGCAGGCUUUGAAGAGGUGUUUUGAAGGGCUGAAGAGAAGCUCUGGGUCAAGGUUUGACUCUGCAGUGGCACCAUGUGGUCUGUCUUCCCUGCUGCUCCUGUGCUCUCUCAGCUCAGUGGCAAACAGCCACAGCUGUGCUCCAGACCUGCAGGUGGAUGAGAUUAUUUGCCACGGCUGCCUCACGCUGGAAAGUGUGGGCAGAUGCCCAGCAGUGGUCAGGCUCUAGUCGACAGGGGCCGAGGACACGGUCAGGGGCGCGGAGGAUUGUGGGGCAUCGUGGCUUUGGCGCCAACACUGAGAGGGCUUUGAGGGAUCUAACAGGUGGCAGGUGGCCAGUGGGCUCAGACUAAAGAUGAUGGUGCUGCUGGAGUCUAGUGUGUGCUGUGAAGUCUGUGGUGUCCUCGGCUACAAAAACCUCUUUCUGUUCAGAGAGUCAAAAAAAUAUUUUUAAAAAUGAAAGGGAUGGAGAAAUAGCUUUUGGCUGGGGUGAGGGCAGUCUCAGCAGGACUGGUGUGUUGUUUUUUUCUCAUAUUUCCUCUCUUCAUCCAUUGGACCCCAUCCUCAUAUAUACAAGAAAAAGAAGAAGAACUUUAUUGAUCCCCGAAGGGAAAUUCAAUGUAUUAUAUAUAAUAUUACUAUAUUUAGAAAAUAUUGUUUCUUCAACACAUAAACAGAGUUUUGGGUCACUGAAAAGAGAGGUUUUGGAAAAGGCCUCUUCAGGUGGUUUUCUUGUGGACAGGGAAAACUAAACCUUUGAGAGCGGCUGACAGCAUUACAUCAGCUUGUACAUGGCAGUCAUUGUUUUUAUCUAUCGUGCAUGUACCAGACAUAUGGAGUGUUAGCCUGCUGUGUACUUUAAAUUUAAUUGUAUAUUAAAAUGGAAAUUUCCUUAUUUAUCAUCAAUAUACCAAGACACAAGGUAAUACAUUGAUAGAUUCUAAUUUGCAGUACGCAUGUAUAUAAUAAUGUUUGAUGUGACAGACUGAUGACACAUAACACCACCUACUGGCCUGGCAUGCUUAUGCUUUUAUGAAAACUGAAUUUAUUGAACUGCCACCUCUUUCAGAGUUCUUAUAAGACAGGAGAUCCCAAACUGUCACAGUCACCGGUGACCCCGCUGGUGGUUAGACAUCGCUCACAGCUGCACACAGGCCCUAACAGGCUGACCCAAAAGUGGACAGCAGUGUAAAUUAUUCAUUGUUUUCGAUGUUGUGAAAGGUGCCUGAAUAUCAGCAUUGAGAUCAUCACUCCUAUAACACAGAGUUAUAGGCCACAUUCUCCGUGAAGAAAAACUCAUCAAUAAUGUAUCGGGUACGAGACAACUUCAUAUUUAUUUGGACAAUUAAAUGAAGGACUAUUGCAUGAUACAUAUCAUGAUUCUUCCAGUGUCAGAGUCAGCUCCUCUACUGGAAGCAUGGCAUACAAAUCAGAGAUAUUAAAAUUCAAAUUACAUUUCAAACUCAGAUAUGAGGGUGAAGGCACCACAGACACAGCUGUGAGUGACUGCAAAACACAGAGCCGGCAGCUAUUACACUUAUCUUAAGUCUGGAGUUAUCUCUGUGCGGAAGAGAUGGACUGCCCUGAGAUAGAGUGGUCCAGUUUUCUCACCUAGAGUCCAGCUGAUUAUCACCUGUAAGAAACUCUAAUCUUAUCACUGUUUGCUUUGGCGAGGAAAGCCUAAGAGGAAACGAGCAGAGAUGUCCUCCUGACUGGCUGGCAACCCGUGGUAGGAGACUGUGUCAGACGUGACGAGGAUGUAGAGGAGCCGUGUGUUGGAUUUAAGGCAUGACAGCUGCUACUGUGCCCACUGUUUUCCACCAGACAGAGAUUAAUUCAGAUAUUACAUUCAAGGACAUGUUAAGGACUUAAUGAGACAUAUUUCUUGGGUGUUUUGAAGCUUUAGUCACGAGUUUCUGACUGCUCAUCUAAUGUAUGUUUAGUUCAGUGCUCUCUGGUUUACAGAGCCGUAAAUAACGCCUGUAAGGCUACAGUAGUGCACGUUUACUUCCAGACCACAAAUUCACAUUCUCUAAUUCUUCCACAUUGCCAAUCAGAAUUUGCUGCUGUAACAUUGUGCUCACUCAUCCAAGCGGCUGGAACAGCAGUACUGAGCAUUCGAAACUAUAAGGCAUGUUUGUUUGUCGCCCAAGAAAAGACGCAACAGCAGGAAUGGUUAAUCGCCUUAAGGUAAAUUGCCCCUGUUCUUUGUUUUUUUUCCCUCUCUCGCCACAUUGCCUCCCCUCUUGUUGUCAUGUUGUACCAUUAAUUAGAUUUGCCCUGCUCAGCACAACCUAUUCCAUUUAAAGUCUUUGACGGAGGAGGAGGAGGAGGAGGAGGAGGAGGAGGAAGAGAGCAGAGAGAGAAGGGGGGAGGCAAGAGGGAGAAUAAAUGAAUGUUUCUGUGGAGAAAAUGUUUGAAGCUGCUGUACUGAAAAGACAAGAAAGAGAGACUUUGUGACUGUAAGAGAAUCCAUGCAUCUGCAGUUUGCGGCGAGAAAGGAAAGGAGAUCAGACAUUUAGCAUUUAUAAGUGACUUAUCUAACCUUUUGAAAUGAAAACAGCUCCUUUUCUACUCUGCCACGCUGAAAAUAGAGUUUAAUUUGUUGUUCUAGGACUCCUCGAGCAUCUUCACGAACAGCUCCGGGUUUCUUUGCCUUAUCACAUGAACCAGGUUCACAUUUGUUGUCUUUUAUGAGUCCUCUGUGUGUGUGUUGCAGGAGACAGAGUCGAUCAAGUCCACCAACAAGAUCUGCCGCCAGCUGAUCUACCACCUGACCCCUCACUCCAAGUGGACGAGGCAGAGCGUGCCCAGGAGGAAGUCCCAGGCCUGGUGAGUAGUCCUCCAGGAGCAACAGUUCACACAGAUAUACUAGUUAUUGAAGUUAUUACUAAAACUCAUAAAAUAAUAGUGAAUCUGCAUACAUAAGCUUUCUGACAGUUUUUAAGUUUUAAUUCAGUUUUUCAUUUGGAUUAAAUACUCAUGCUUGAUUAGAAAAGACUGGUAUUCAGCUAGAAAAUGAGACCAUUACACCCUCACCCGUACGUUAAAGGGAUAUUCCAGCAUAAAAUUAAGUUAGGGUCAAACACACUGUAACACCGAGUUAGACACCCCCUCGAGAGAUGAAUGUUGCCGACCGUUUGCUUCUCUAGUUAUACAGACGCGGUAGGUCUCGGUCUGAUUGCAUUUCCAUGAAGAAAUGAUCAUAAAUGUUCUUCCUUGAGCUGCGUCCCCCCGCAGCAGUCUGUAAUGGACUGGUUGAGAUCUCACUACAAACAAGCGGCUGCUAGAAGAGAGUAGGUGAGUUGUGUUUAGUCGCUUUGCUAAAGAAAUUAGGCAAAGUUAAAAAGAUGUUUGGUGGCUAGUACUAUGGCUGGGACCCUAUAUGUACUGUUGAUGAAGUUAGGUGCUGUUCUGAGCAUUAUUUGUGGCUAUAGAGUGGCUUUUUGGUUGAGGUUUGUUUAUGGCUCCUCAGAUCACUGUGUAUUACUAUCCUACGGUUGUUACUAAAGUUGGUAUAACUAGAGAAGCAAGCGGUCGGCAACAUUCAUCUCCUGAGGGGGUGUCUAACUCGGUGUUACAGUGUGUUUGACCCUAAUUUAAUUUUACGCUGGAAUAUCCUUUAAAUGCUCUCCUGAUAAGAUAUUGGAUGAACCACAUGGCCCCCUAAUGUUUCCCACAACCAGAACAUGAAGACAGUGUUUCCUUCAGUUAGGCCCGCAACACCUCGAAGAAGCUGAACUCUGCUGAGCUCUGACACUCUUAGAUCCACCCCUUCAGUAAUAAUGCUCAUCCACUACCAUACCCAGAUUCAACGGGAAAAACAAGGGAAAAAAACAGAGAAAGAAGUCUGUGGAGAGAUGUUGAAAAGAUAACAGGGGGGCAGAGUGACAGAUAGAGCUAAAAGCUUGUUUGGGUUAGAGCUCACACCCUGCCUGGUGUGGCUGUGUGCUCCACCUGAGUAUAACCUUAGAGAGGUUAUUUUCAUGAUGUUAAAUCACCUCAACAUCAUGAAAAUUGAUUUUCAAAUAGAGCUGAAGUUAUGUUUUAUUUGCAUUUUCAGGAGUUAUCCUUUUUGCAACUGUGAGACUUUCAGGUAAUAUUGAACAUGCAGUUACUCAAAGCUUCAUAAUAUCUGAAAGCCAACCAUCCACAGUGUCACAGUUAGCUUAUCAUUUGCCUCAGAGGUUGUAAUAUGACAGUUAAACAAUCUUGUGCUGUCAUGUUAAUUCGAUCAAAUUCAAAGGUUUUAUUCACUCAGAAAUAUUUGAGGAACAACUUUGCGAAAUCAUCAAAAUACGUAAUAAUCCAGUAUUCAGACAACACACAAAAAACUGAAUUAUCAAUCAUUUUACAGUAAAAACAAUGUUUCAACUUGGAAAUUAAAUUUAAAGGAUAUUUUGGUAACCCUUUCUUUUUCAGUACACUUAUUACCAGGUAAUUAACAGGUAAUUAUCUAGUAACAACAUGAGAUUAUCUAGUAAUUACAUGGUAACUACUAAGUCAAUACUGUCUAGUUUUUCUUAUUUUCUUUUUUCUGUGCAGCUCCAUUUUCAAAAGCUAUUUGGGGUUCUUAUUUUCUAUGAUUGACACUUGAUACAGCCUAUGGGCGUGCGAAGAUUGCGUAGUGAUACUCGGUUUGAGCCGAGCAUUAUCACAGCGACUCGCCCGCCGAAUGCCGACAAUGCUACUGCGCAAGUGGAGGUUCCAGGAAGCAGAGAAAAUCCUGGAAAUACCAGAGCAAUUCGGCUUCAAAUUUGUAUGAUGAUGGAAGGUUACCUACCUGGUAGCUAGACAGUAUUGACUUAGUAGUUAUCAUGUAAUUACCAGAUAAUUUCAUGUUGUUACUAGGUAAUUACCUGGUAAUAAGCGUGCCGUAAAAGAAAGCGUUACCGAUAUUUUUCCAUUUUAUUUAAACUAACAGGAGGGAGUAGAAGAAACAGUUGCUGUUAAAAAGUUGUAUUACAGUCACAAUAUUUAUUAACUUUUGCAUUAAAGCAUCUUGAACAGACAGUUUUCCACAGUAUCUACAUACAGUGAACAUAUACAUGAUCAGGUUUUAUAAGAAUUCCCAGUAAAUACCAAGUUGAAGUGAUUUUUAACAUUCCAGAGGGAAAUUAAGCCGAAAUAUAGAAAAUCAAAACAAUUGGCGUGUAAUGAAAUGCAUCAAAUAUGUGCUUCUCAAUCUUUUACUGAUUUUGUGGAUGUUCUUUUUCCUAUCUGGUUUUUACUCCAUCCUCAAGUCAAAUUAUAAACUCUUACCGUCUUGCCUUCUGUUUUCACACCUGCCUCUCAGCUGCAAAAACAGAUUUCCACCUGAUACUAUGGUGGCAAAAACAGCCUCACACCAGCCCAAACACCAGCCGAGAAAAGUGUGAUGUGUUCACUGAGAUUUAAUCAACACCAUGUUUUCAACACCGCUCGGCGGCUAAGUGUUUACUACUAAAGUGUUUUUUAGGGGAUGAUCAGGACACACAAAAUAACGAACCCAAAUGAGAGAAAUGACUGAGAAGUCUUUGCUGGAUCUGAAGAUGGACUAACAAUCCUCGAACUGUCACGAACCAGAAAGUGAUUAUCUGCAGAAGAAACAGACGCAACGCUGAUUGUUUCGGCAGCAUAAAUAAAUAAAUAUUCCCUCCAACGCAAAUGAAGUAACAGGUACAUUUGUGGAGACGUUUUUGAAGAAAGAAAAUACCCACUAAUGAUGACGGUGAUGAGGCUCCCUUUCCCUAAGCAAUUAACCUAGAUUGAAAGAUUUUUUUUUGACAGCUGGAGUUAACAUCCCGCCCCAGUCUCCUGGUUGCAAUAUUUUUGAAAUAACACUCAACAGCACAACAAGGCAGACUCUCCCAGUGUGCUCAUUAGCAAGCUUCUGUCUCUCCCACAGUCUCUGCUGUGAGAAUCCAGACGGCUGCAUUUACUCCCAUUUCUUUACACUGUGAAUGUAAAGCUCACCGAAAUGAGCCAAAAGCGACGUUUGUGAUGCUCUUCAGUGCAGUUUAGCUGAUAUCAAAUGCUUUUCUCUUAUUCAUCUGUUCAUUUCAGCUUUCCCUUUACACCUUAACGCUCACCUAGUCCUUUUUUUUCUCCCAACUCCUUCAUUUCUCCUGCUUUAAAUUCCUUUCUAAGCAUUGAUUCCCCCCCUUCCUUCCUUCCUUCCUUUCCUGUGGGAUUUUUUUCCUCUUUCCUUCUUGUGAGAGUCCAUUUUGUUCAACAGUUGCCACACAGAGCGGUUCUGCAGUUUGAGCCGAGGCUCUUUAGGGAAACGCUCUGUCAGAUGGAGGGGGGAAAAAAAAGAGAGGGGGAGGCGGAAUCACUGCAAGCUUGCCCAUUGGAAGCCGUGUGUUUUCCUCUUUUUCUUCCUGCCUCGCCUGGAAUCGAUUGUGAAUUUGAUCUCUUCAUGCAAAGGAAUGAAAAUGCAUGUGCCCCUUAUUGCAUUCUUAGAUUUUUAUUUUCUUCAAGUGACAAAAAAAAGUGAAAAAGUCUAUUUGAUCACUCCAGAAAUGAGCUGCAGCCUGCCUUCCAAUCGCAUCAAAUUGAAUUAUUUACAUGCAACUAGUUGCAAAUCCUUUUUCAGAAACACAUAAAUCAUGAUGCGAGCUUUUAUUGCUCCGGCCUGCUCUGUCUUUUUAAUAGUUUUUUAAUACAAUACUUUGUACUGUUGUAAACGUAUUACAAACCAAUAUCAUUUCAGUUUCUGCAGCUACUUGUGCCAGUUUUCCCGAGGAGAACAGAGUCUCUCUCAAUGUUAUUGUAAUUAGUAUUGAAUUUCAGAUUGAUUAAGCUCAUAUAUUUUUAUAGUCGUCAAACUGCCCCUCUAGCACUUUUUAAAGAGAUUGAAUUCUUGAUUGCUGAUUCUGUUUCAUUACUCGUGUUGACUGCGUGGAAGUUAUCGACACCAGCGAAUAUAACAGACGUCUUCUGUCGUUUAAAGAAAUGAUGUGGGUUCGAGAGGACGACAGACUCAUUGUGAGAGAGGAAACAGUCCACGUGCUGAAGGAAAUCUGUGCGUCUGGAACUUUGUGCUUCAUUUGAGUCAGGACACGCUGUUCAGCAGAAUCAUUGACAGGAUUUGGAGCUAACGUUAAGUCAUGCUGGUCAUGCUGAUGAUAGAAGUGAAAGGCAUCGUGGGUAUGACAGCUGUUUGGGCAGGCGUAAUCAAGAGUGGGCAAGCUUUGAUCGUCUGUGUGAGUCCUGGUAUUUGACCUCGACCUCACACCCCUCGGAAUGAAAUGACUUUCCUCGCACGGUCAACACUGCAGAGGAAGUUAUUUUUUAACCUUCUUUUGAUCUUCGCCCAAAGCUUAACAACAAAACAGUACAAGAUUAAAUGGCAGGUAACACCAUGAACAUUUCUGAAAAUAUAUUCAAUUUUGCACCAUUCAGACAGCAUGGUUAUAAAAAAGAUUAACAUCUGCCUACAUUUAAAAAUAACACGUCAUCAGCAUAUCUUUUUGGUGUCUUCAGUGUGUAAAACAGAACUCUUACUCAAGCAGGUUUACAAAAUACUGCUUGACCGGUCCCUAAAGUUAAAAAGAAAAUCUGUUUUCUUGUUGUUUUCUCUGUUGAACUUAAGCUCGAUUUCCAAAGAGGCUUCUACUGAAACCCUGCCUCAGCAUGAUGAAGAUGCUAUUCUCCUCUCCAUCCGCCGUGACAGGGUCACUUUGACUCCUUCAUAGACUGCCAAAGGGAUCAAAAUGAGUCAAACAUGAUAGUCAUCCAGUGUGUCAAACAGCACUUAAAACACCCACCACCUGGCUGUGAGCAAAAACAGCCUUUAAAUGAAGUUGAAAACCUUGAGUAUAUUGUAUUUUGAGCCAGGAGCAGCCAUACUUGGACUCGAGGGCUGAGAUAGUCAAGUCAAGAGUUUCUUUCCUGUCUGCUGCAUUUUCAGACGUUAGCAAUCUAAGAAGUGAAGGUGUUCAGAUUACAAGCGAAGAAGAUUUCAUCUCCACAGGUAGGUCAGCAAAGUAAACAUCAUCAUUUUUUGGUUAAUUACACCCCCCUGAUGUGGCGUGCAUUCGUCUGUUUCUGUUAAGUCUCAGUUUCACUGUUAACAGUUGGGCAUACAGGUGUUUCAAUGUGGCCUACUCCAGCUAGAUGGAUAAAUAGUUUGUUUAGGUCUUUUAUUUGAUGAGAAAACAUCAUUUCACAGAUUGGUUAGAAGUAAAAAUCCAGAGGAGAAUAAAAAAAGAAACUUUAAAAUGCUCAACUGUUGAAAGGAGGAUCGUUCAGUCGUUUCUGAUACAGUCCAGGAUGCUGGAGAUCUGAUUUGCCUUUGCAGUACAGAGUAAAGCCGGUUUGAAGCUCAAGUUCUAAUUAUUUUUUAUCUUGAACAGACUCCCACUCAGCAAUAGACGGCUAUUAAAUAUCUAGUUUUCUUUUCUUAAUCUAAUUCCAUCCGACUAGAUUCUGUAUAUUUUUAGACCGAAUUUAGACGUUGCACUUGAACCCAUUAUUCGACAACUACUUAUUUUAAAAAGCAAUUGUGAGUUGCAUAACUGAUCUCCAAGUACUUAACCAAAAGAAUUAUGAUAGCUGUUGAGCAAUACACAGUGUAGUAUAGAUAUAGCGCAGAUUAAGACUUGGUCUAAACUUGGUCUAAAUUUAGACGUCUAUAAACUUGGAUUUGGACGUCUAUUAGACCUCUUUUAGACCAAAAAAUGCUCAGUGGGCUGUCAGCUGCACUUGCACGCAGAUAUCUGUUUACAGAGAUACUUUGUAAAUAAAGCAUCAUCAGAUCAUAAGAUGGGAUUUCAUGAUGGCAAACUGUAAAUCCUGUAUAAACUAAAGCCUGCUGGCGAGUGACUGGUCAUUUCUACACUGACUAUGAACGUGCGACAAACAGCAGCCAAAACACGUCCCGAGCUUAAGCCAAGCCUUUAAAUACAGACCCGUAUAAAGAUUACACAGACACAGACGCUCAAGUCCCCUCCAAACCUGUACUGUAGAUGACAGUAUCUUUUUUCAUCAGCCCUUAUUAUUAUUUGGAGUACAUGAAUUCUUGUAAGUUUUAACCAAACCAAACAGGAAAGGUGUGAAAGUAACCUUAAUGACCCCUCUUUGUCUCAGUAAAACUCACAUCCUGUUCAGCUCAGAGGUAUCAGCCUUCUCCUUCAUUGAUUCAUCCUCUGCUGCCACAGAAAUCCUUGAGGAAGAAGCGACACACACGCUAGUGACCUACUUUUUGAUUACUCACUAACAGUUCUUUCUCCUUCAAUACUGGUAUCAAAAAGUCCCUCCAAAAACAACAACAUAAGGACCUGUUUCUUUUUUUUAUAAACUAAAAAACUGAUUACCCUCUGUGGCAUCAUCCUCAUGCCUGUGAAUCAUACCUUUAGAGCAUUAGGCAGUAAGGAGCCAUCUGGAAAUCCUGGCUUUGACUAUAUUUGGUUUAGAAGUGAAAGUUUUUUAGACAUCUGCGAGGUGUAGGAUGCUUCUGACCAGUUUCUCUCCUUUAACGAUGACAUUUCUAGUCCAGAAUCCUUGACGUCUUUUCACAGGCUAAUCACCAGGGAAGUGCUCGCUGAAAGUCUGUGUGCAGUUUCUCCUCAGCUCCCCCCUCCUGCCCUGCUCAGGCUAAUUUGCUCUAAUCUUUAAAGAAAUCCCCUCUACCUUUUCUGUGUUAUUCUGAGCCCCUCUCUUUUAAUGGAUCCAUUUGGGGCUACAGCAACAUUGUUAAAGCUCUACACCCUCUACCUUUGCAGCCCCAGCUAUCGAACGCGUUUGUGGCAGAUGGAUUAAAGUUAAUUAUACCUCCCAGUUAUUUUAUACCAUUUGCACACUGAUUUGUCCGAAGAUAUAUUAGAAAUUCGCCUUUGAUUUCUUUGCUUUUGUGAUCCAGAACAAACUGUUACUGUAUAGGAAUUGAUCUUUUUGUGGACAUAUCAUUCCUUUGCUUCAUCUUAAGUAGAGAAUAGGGUGGCUGCAAAUUCACACAAAAGUGAAGAACAAAUUUCAACUGGAGAGAUGAAGCCAUUACCAAACCCCUGUGGAGAUGUAAUUAAAUUAAAAAAAGGAUUAAGUUAGAUGGAGAAAUAAAAUAAAAACCUUAGUUUCCUGAGUUUCUGGAUUCAAACAACCAACCAUAAAUAGUUUUCAGCCACAAGCAAUAAAUAUGAAAUAUGGUCUUUAACAGGAGACAGAUUAAACAGUCGUAUAUACAUGUAUAAUUAAGGGCACUGCUGAGACAUCUUCUUCUAUGGUAUCUAAUGGGGUUAAGGAGCCAGUCUUAAGUGCACCAGAAACUUCAGCUUCUCUGGACUUUUACAGUGGCUUAAUUUGUCAUCUGCCUGGAGUAGGGGUGUCCCAAUAUAACUUUUUACUUCUGAUACGAUUCCGAUAUUGUAGCCUUAGUAUCGGCUGAUAUUGAUCCGAUAUUGGUACAAACUUGUGCAUGACAAGUUUUGCACUCAGCUGCAGCAUCUAAUACACCAUUGUUGUGAUUAUGUGGGCUCUACAUGCUAGACCUGGGCACAGCUAGAGGUGCCGGAGCGGAGUCUGGAAUGGACUGCUUGUAUCGGAGUGCUGAUAUCUGAGAUUUUAGAUGCAGGCUGAUAUAAUCCGAUUUGUUUUUGGGCUGAUAUAGGACCAAUAUCUAAUAUCAAUAUCGUAUUGGGACAUCCCUAAUGUGGAGAUUAUGAUUACAUGACAAAGCAUAAAAAGCAUCAUAAUUAACACGACUUCUUGAUGGUGAAUUAGAAAUUAAAAUUAAAAGUAUUUGACGGAUUUAAAAAGUUAGGGUAACACUUUACAAUAACCACAACUUAUGAAUGGUAAAUAGACCAUUUAUAGAUGGUUAGCAGAUAGUUUAAUAAUGUUUCAUCAUCAUUUAUAAACAGCAUACAGGCCAUUAAUAAAUUGUAAAUUUUACUAUUUUUAAAACCUGACUUUAACCCCAACCCUAACUUUACAAUAACCAUCUAAGUAAUGUUUAUAGAUGGUUUAUAAACCAAAUAUUAACCAUUUACAAAGUCCUACUGACACACAUUUUAAUCUAGAUGUUUUAAACCCUAUAUAAACCUUUAAUAAAUAGUCCAUCAAUAAUUAAUGAAAAUUAUUAAUCAUAGUUUCAUUACUUGUUAAUGGUAAAGUAACUAUUAACUUACAUAAAUAAACUAUCUAUUUGCCAUUUAUAAUUGGUCUAUAUAUUGUUUUUAAAUGAUGAUUAAACAAUAAUAAACUAUCUAAUUACCAUUUAUAAAUUAUGGUUAUUGUAAAGUUUUACCAAAGUUAGAUUCUAAAAGUUAUUGGUCAUCAGCAAACAUAGAAACCUCACCAUGGUGUAUUAGUGUUGUCUGACGUUAUUGCCUAUCUCAAAAAACUGGUUUAUAUUUUAGCUGAAUACUUUUGGAUUGUACCGCUGACUCAUGCCAGGUAUCUCAAGCUGCUCAGUGUGUUCUUGUCUUGAGGUGAUGCCCCUCGAAUAAUGACAGUCUGUCACCUAUAAUCGUAUUACACCAGCUCUUUGUCACACAGCUUCUGUGCAGUGCAUGGAGAAGUGACGCCCGUAGCUAUUCCAUAUUGCAGUUACUUUACAUGUGGCAUUUGUACACUCAGCCAUGUGUCAUCUAACUUUAACAAGCAUAUGACCUAUUGCUUCAGCCAAGUCACCCCCCCUGCAGUGCGCACUGGGGCCAAACAGACUCUGACACAGCAGAUUUGACCUCAGAAUAACCUGCAAAGUGGGUUAACUCCUAAGGCGAGAGGAGAAAGUCUGACAACACGGAGGAAUAAAUAUCAGAAAAAUUAAGAAGUUUCUGGUUCCUAAAGUGUUAUUCUGUGUUAUUAUCUUUCUGGUCGUAAUCCCAUGUAGUGUAUGGGUGUCUGACUGACUGCACCAUGCACACAAUCUACUUCAGUUUGACCUCCACUUUUAAUAGAGACCUAAAGAUCCAGCCACCAUCCUCGCCCAUGAAUAAUUGAGGGCUUCCAGCAGUUCAGACUGAGAUGCUGCUAGAUGAGGAGGAGGAGGAGGAUGCUCAAAAUCCAUCCCUCCAGUCAGGGCAUGGGCCUUAGUAAAAUGAGAACCGUUACAUUUGUUAAUUGGUAAACAUGAAGUUACACAUUUUUGAUUAAACAGCAAUUUUAAAACUUGAGUUAUGCUGCUUAAAAUACAGCCUCACAGGGUUUUCGAGUUUCUUAUUCAGGGAUUAAAGCUCUCUUUUAACUGUAAAUCUGAGAUAAGGCUUCAGCUGUGGGACAGUAACAGAAACAAGGAUUGUUUUGCAUCUGAUAAUCUGUGGGUCUCGCAGCUUUGAGCCUGAUACAGAUCACUCCCCACCAUCGAGCCCCUCGGUGUGUGUUUGAAGCCCUGCAUUUUAAUGCUGAUUUCAUAACUGUGCCUUGACACAGUGUGGCACACUCCGGCGCACUCCUCCAUGAUAUACAGUUAUGUAAUGCAAACUGUUUUCUAUGUGUUCUGUCGCAGUAUUUUUCUACCCUAUAAGCGUCUAGAUUGUCACAUUAAAUUAAAUCACGGGUGAAUUUAUAGCUCAACCAUGGUGCGCAUUUUGCAUCUUAUACGCUGCAUAGUUGCGUUAGGGUACACUCUGUAUGAAGAGGUUUCAGUGGCAUGACAGCAAAAAUAUGCUUUUAUCUGUGGAGAAAAAGAGCUACGUGUUAUUAUAAAUGAUCUGUGUAACAUUUACAGUGGGCUGUUAGUGUUAGGUUUGUUUUUUUAAGGGGGAGAUUUCACAACUUCAGGAGUAAGUUGGCCAUGUUUCCUCUCCAAUAUCUGUCAGACUAGUAAAUUCUAUUUUGUGUUGAGAAAAGGGUUUUAUAGGUUUGACAUUUUCCCCACAUUCAUGUCUUAGAAACCCAUGAAAGUUUUAUAUCAGAAUAGCUGAUAGCUCAAUAAGAUUAAUUGCACUCCCUGGGCUCUUUUCUCUGAACUCAUUAAAACUCCACCUUCACAUUUGGAGACACACAAGACGGAUGACUAAACUGGUGCUACACCUUCAGUGAUUUAACUGUAAGUGGAGGCAUCUUUCAGUGAUUGCUUUCCACAUGGCAGGUGUCUGUUACCUUUUCACCUCCUCCUCUUUUAUAACAUUAUGUUCCUGUCCCGUCUGUGUCAAAGUCAAAAUCACGUCUUUGCCCCUAACUUGAAAAUCAAAGUCCCCAAUAACUGAGCAGUAAAUCUGAGAUGUCAAAGUAUUGAGGCAGCUCUGUUUCCACAGACAAGAGAGAAAGGCUUAACCAGCCCUUCUGGUAUGUGUUUCACUGAAAUUUAAUCCAAAUUAGCUUCAAGACUAUUUUUUCCCUUCCCAGAAAAUGUGCCAUUAUCCUCAUGAAACUGGAGGGCGCGGGAUGGUGUGUGAAAUCCCUACUUUCAUGUUUCCAAGCACAUUUCCUCCUCAAGCGUAGUAUCAGUAUGACAGCUGCAUAGAUGAGGCAAAUUCGACGACAUUUUCAGCUCAGAGUGACUGUAAAUGACUCUCAUUUGCAUAGGCCAAACUGUCCCGAGGCAUAAGAGUCACAUUUUUUUAUGCUUAAGUUUAACAAACUGGUCCAGGAAAUGUUCAGCACUGUAGCCUGCAGUCAUCCGCCUGAAGGCACAUUCAGAUAAAAGACAAAAACAUAGAAAUAUAAGCAGUGUUUCCAUAUACACACAGCUCACUUCUUUAGGAUGAGAUGUACAUUACACUAACACACAGCAUGGCAACCACACAUGUCUUAUAUAGGUGCUUGGAGGCAAAACAGCUUAGAUCGAUCAGAGGAAUAAACAGGUCGGGACCAAAGCGUUGAUGAAGCCGACAUUGAUCCGACCAAUCCCAUGGGUCUGUGGAGCGGCAUCAGCAUCCAGCGUUUCUCAAGAGCUUUUAUUUCACUCCUCUGAAAUGAGUCGAGUGUCUCUGCAUACUCAGCAGGAAGUUAACUUGAAUUUAUGUUACAGAGUUUGCUCGUCUAGCUAAGAUACUCUUGUUAUGCAUAUCUGCUCUGAGGCAGCACAGAAGCACCCGUUGCUCACAGGUUCUUGUCACACAUAUUUUUAAAACAGUUUAUUAGACUUCAAUAAUUUAUUAAUGGUUUAUAAAUAAUGAAAUGAUACCUCAGAGUUCAGAAAUAGCAUUUGCCACGAGUUGGAUUGCCAGGUUUUGCAUAUAUCCCCCUCUAGCAACCAGGGGGCAAAAGCCUGCUUCGGAGUGAACUGAUAUCAGUGAAGAUGCCGUAUUGUUUCCAAGUUCUCCCCGAAACAAUUGCAAUAAAAUGUCAUUUCAUCGAAAAAUCACUUUGUUACCUCCGCCAAGGAGGUUAUGUUUUCGGUAGCAUUGGUUUGUUUGUUGGUCUGUUAGCAACUUAACAGAGAAAGUUACAGACGGAUUGACCUGAAAUUUUCACCAGAGGUGCGUCUCAGCCCCAGGAGGAUCCCAUUGAAUUUUGGUGGUGAUCCGGAUCGCCUUCUGGAUCCAGAAUUUUUUGAAGGAUUCUUUAUCAUUGUGAGAUAGGGCAAAUUUUGGAAUUUUUGCUUUUAACUCUAUAAAAAUGGUCAGAGUCUUUAGUAAAAAAUUACACAAAAGGAUCUCAAUGAGUUUUAUGAGGUGUCAAAGGUUGAUCCUGAUCCAGACAAAAUUCCAGAUACUGUGAUCCAGAACACACAAAAAUAAGGGUGUCGUUGGAAUUGUCAGUGCUGAAAGAUAACCAAUGAGUGGCACAGUGGUGUAGUGGUUAGCACUGUUGCCUAGCAGCAAGAAGGUCCUGGGUUCGAAUCCGGGUCAGGGCAUUUCUUGUUUUAGGAACAUUGUGAACAGUGAACAUACCAGUUUAAACACAAAUAAAAGUUGAUAAAAGACACGUAACAGUAAAAGUUUUGGUGUGAAUCACAAUAUAAGGGGGGACAUGAGCUGCUUGGCAGAGGUCUGUGCUCUCCGAGGGCUUUUCUAGUUUUUCAUUGCAUCACAAAUUAAAAAAAAAACACUUGCUGAAAUGUCCAUGAAUUUCACUCAGCUUACCAGGUUGUGACGUUGUUUUGGUUGUUUCUAAUAUCAGUAGCAGGGUCGUAAUGUUAGUGAAUGCUAACAAAGUCAAAGUAAAAAUGUUCACGAUGAUUUACAGCACAACAGCUUCUUGUCAUUUUCUUUCUGCGUUGACUCCGCUGGUAAACAAAUAAGAAAUGUCCCGCUUUCUGCCCCCUGGCUGCACACGCAUACCUGCAAUGACGUUGCACAGAAACCCGUCUAUAACUUACCUAGCUUUGCUUUUUAUGCUGCCUUACUGAGAGAGGUUAUAAGUGUUGAGGAGUGCAAGGGUUUGAUGAAAAAAUGUACAGGGUAUAAUAUCUGUCAGCUUAAACAGAGUCAGACGACAACAAAGAGGUCAAAGGGUUAAAUAUUUUUACUUAACCCAAUCUCAUAACACUCUCCGCUCACUCCAUUAUUAAAUUUCUCAGUGGAUGAACAUAGAGAGAAAGAAAAACCCUAAUGCUCCCUGUGACUCUUGUUUUAUUACUGAUUCAUGAGAGCGAAAGAAAAGGAACAUGUAUUCUAUGUGGGAGGAAAGAUUACAAGUUUGCUCCUGCCAUUUGCUCCAAACUCUCACCCGGGUAGCAGAUUGUUGAAGAGUUGCACCACUCUCCCUUCAAACAUGUCUGUGUGUUUAAGUCCAGAAAAAUAUAUGUGUUGUCUUGGCCUUUUCAACUCUUUAAAAACAAUCAACCCUUCAGUCCUCCUCGUCUUUCCAGGUUAAGUUUAGAGGGAGUGCUCAGUUGCAUUGAAGUGGAAGCUUAAAAGCAGAGCGGUGAAGCAGACUAAACCUAACGAUGAGCACUUAACUUGUGUAACAUUAGGGAGAUGUCUGUACUCAGCGGAGACUUACCUGACUCUGAGUGGUACCAGACAUGUUUGAGAGAAGAAAUGAUUACAGAGAUCAAUGGACCGUCCUUGACUGUAAAUAGAGAGGCUGUAAUCCUGUCUGGGGACGUAUAGCAUUGAAUAAUCAUAAUGAAAGAAGUAGAUACAGUUAUUAUUAUUACAAGUAUUAGUAUACCAACUCUCAAACUGAGUGGGAUUGAGUUUAGAAAGACAUCCAACAAAUACAGAAAGAAAAACACGAAUAUACAUCAAAUGAGCAAAACAGUACAGAAUUGUUACAAUCAAUACAACAAAUGCUGCAAAAGCUUUUUUCGUAUCAGUUAUUUUAGAAUAUAAUGAGAAGACACUGCUCGUUUUUGGGACCAUAUAGAAAAAGCAUGAUAUGAUUUAGUUGCUGCAGUAUUGUAGAUAAGGUAUGAUUGUACCUAAUGCAGGACGUCUUCAAAUGUAAUGAGUAAAACCUUAAAAGUUCAUUUCAAAGUCAGCUGGAGACCUAUGCAAAUGGGCUAAAACUGAGGAAGGUUUUCUCCCCUUUCUUGAUUAAAGUUUGGCAGCAGCUGUCUGCUAGAAAAGAAGGUUUGUUGAGGUUUUACUGCCCACUAAAGGUUAAUAUAGAGUUAGAAUUUAUUUAAAUGUUUAUAAAAUAAUGUCAAACAAUGUUUGUAGGGAUUAUCGUUAGGGAUUUUAACCUCGAUAACCACUGAUUCUAAGCUUAACAGGAUUGCUUCUGAAAUGUCUCCAUUGUGAUCUUGCCAGAAAAUUCUAUAAAGGUAUCAAGUCGAUUGUAGUUGAUGAUACUACAGACACAUUGAGAUGUGGACUGGUAGUGUGCAACGAAAAGAAAUAAUAUUGUCCCAAUCAUUGCACUAAGAGGAAGAAGUUGUGUACAAAACACAAGGGGACCUAGAAUAUAGCCUUGAGGUACCCCAAAUAUAAGAGAUUCAGUAAAUGGGGUGAAAAAACAAAGAAUGUUUGCAGAGUUUCUAUAAGUUUUGAAAUGCUUCUCGGGCAAUAUCAAAAUUUGAGGUAUUUCCUUACUGCAGAUGUGUUAAUUACUUAAACUAAUAGGUCUGUUAGGUUUUUUUUAGCAUCUCGUAACUGUAUUUGUAUCGGUCUCUGAAAACUUUGCGCAGUUAUGUCUCAGUUUGUUUAUAGAAGCAAAAAUCAAAAGUGAUAAUGGUGUGCUUUUAUUGUUUUUAUUGCUUUUUAUUGUUUUUAUUUAUUCAUUUUUUAAUUUAUGUUGUAUUGUAAAGCACUUUGGUUCACUGAAUACCACCGUAUAAAUAAAGCACAUUUACAUUUACGUUUACAUUUACAUGUGAGUGAUAGCAGUGUUUAGUUAUAUGUCAGAAACAACGGCUGAGUUUGCUCGAUUGAAGAAGGUACAGAAUCAAUCGUACCAUGGAAGCAGUUCAAACUGUUUUCAACAAGAAACAUGACGAUUUUGGAUUGAUAAACAAGAUUUUUGUAUGAAGUAGUAGCCAAGUAACACAUUGGAUAUUGUUUUUGAAGAACUCAGUAUGUUAAAUGCUGGGGAGAAAACACAGAUCAUAUAUGAUGAGCAAUUUGAAACGCAUGUUUUAGAUUUCUGUUCUGCUGAGGAAAAGUCAGCUGUAACAGAGGAGUUAUGUGUGCAUCAGUAGGUGCUGAUCAGCCGAAGUUUCCUGAAUAAUUUGUUGUAUCAACACCGGCAGCCUGCAUGAUAUAUUAAGCCACAGCAGGUUUGUUUUUCAGCCUGACCUCCAUUCAUUCCAGGCAGCAGUUUACAGCGUCUAUCACUGAUUUUUCAGCACAGUUCGCUUCUCAACUCGGUUUCUGCAGCAUAUGAUUAAAAGCCUCAUUCUCUUGUUUUGUUGUGACCUUUUCUGUAAGCUGGGUCUCUUUGCCUGUACUCCAUUUACACAUCACAAACCCCACAUGUUUUAGUUCCCACCUCUGGGGUUUACAUAACUGUAGAACAGCGAGGACCCCUUGUUCACUGUAUAAAAGUUAACAACAUCCCUGAGGAAAGACAGGCUAUGAAAAGCAAUUAGACAGUCUGCCUGAACCCACAUUUAGCAGCCAAUAGUUUGACACAUGAGAGUCAGCUCUUAUUAGAUUCCUGCACUGUUGUAUCAGUUGCUCCUGAGGAUGUCAAUAAAUGGAUUUCCCUCAGUUGUUUGCUUUCAAAUGAGUCCCAAUGCAGGGGACGCUUUUGUUUCUCCAUGUGUAUGCUGGUAGACUAUCCUUUGAAGUUGUUUGUGUCUGAGCUAGUCCAAGAGGAUAUGCACCACUGCCUACGAGCAUGGCAACAACAUCAGAGGGACUGAGAUGAGACAUUUUUGUUGUUUUUGUUGUUAUCGUUUGAUGGACUAUAGCGUACAGUGUGGCUUUAGUAAUGCUAGCUUUGCCCCAGGGCUUGCAGCCAGCCGUGCAGCCUGUGGGUGGAACUGCGCCCACAGAGCCAGGAGGCAGAGGAAUUGGAGGGAGGUAUGAGGUUGUCAUAUACUCUGUCUCAUUAAAAGCACAGUCGAGCCCACCCUUACUCUGCAGUACCCACACAGCUACAAUAUCUAGGACAGCCGUACUAAAAAAAUAACACAGGUGAGCAGAGAGGGCUCCAGCAGAGGUAGGGAAGCCCUCCUAUAAAUAAGUCCGAGAGGAGGAAAGUCAAUGCUCAUAAUCGGUUUCAUUACAGUGAAAUGUAGAAGGCUGCAAACCCUCUGGAGUCACAGCAGUGUGGAGUGUGCCAGGAAACAGUAGACAGACUCACCAACAGUUUUAAAAGCUACUGACAAAAUCAGAGAGGUUGGUGUGCUACCAUAAUCUCCAUAAUUUUAAUUUUAAUUUAUUAAUUAUCAACCAUACAAAGGUCCCGAAAGGAUCAAUAGAGUUCUGUCUAAUCUAAUCUUCAGAUUUUUUCAAUCAUCAGAGACUGAAAUCUGAUUAUGAGGAUCCUCUGUUUCUAUAUGUUCACACUUAAAAUGAUUAAAUUUCAUCACCCUUGCAAGGAGGCAACAGAACUACAAGUUGUUUAAAAUUUCAUCAGUCUGUGUUUUUUUUUUUUUUUUUAUAAAUCUUUUUUUACUCAGAUGUCGUGUCUAAGCUGCAGCCAAGCCAGUUAGGGGAGAGUGGGGUAAGUUGAGCCAAAGGGUAAUUGAACCACCUCCUUGUUGCUUGGAAAUGGUAAAAGAAAUUGAUCAUGUGACCAAAUAUUUAGGAGAUGGGCAUCAAUUCAUGGAGUCUGUGAAGGUUAGAAGCACAUGGGUGAAGAGGUUAGACAUUUUUCACUCUUGAAAGUGAAUUUAGUCUGUCAUCAGUUUUAUUAGAAUUGUGUUCAGACUUUAAAAGAUCAUUUAAAAUUUUUAAAUUAUCUAUGAGCUACAACAUGAGGUCAAAAACUUAGAAUAAAAGUCCACCAUUUUAGCUUAGAGGACUAAAAAUAGUGAUCGUUCUAGGGUAAGUUGAGUCAGUGGCUCAACUAAGAAAGUAAAGGUAGUAAAAGGGUAGUAAAGGUACGGCUCAACUUACCCCGCUCCUAUGGAGACCACUUUUUUUGGCAUGCUAUAUUACCAAGACAGUUAUGUUUACACUCAUUUUGUUGGUUUGCAGGGAUGCACAACAUCUUUAAAUAUAUGCAGAUACAUGAGUUAGAGACAAAACUAUGAUCACCUUGAUGUAGUGAUCCCAAAUAUGAAAAAUGGCUCAUCUUACCCCACUCUCCCCUCCUGUUAGCCGAGCGUAGCUGUGCAGAGAUGAGUAACCAGCACAGGUAUGUCGCUGUUCGCAAAACUCUGCAGACCACUUUUAAAUCGUUUACCCAUGAUCCCACUCUUCAGUUCUCUGUUUAGAUUCGUUUUGAUGGUUUUGUCUUUGUACUGGAUGUUUUCUUUCCCGUAAACGAGUCGGUUGGAUGGAAAUGGAUUUCUGUGUAAACAACAAGGAAAUUCUUCACGAUUGAAUUGCCCCGAUUUUGGAUAUCUUUUUGUUGGACAAAACAAACAAUUUGGCUGAUGGUAUUAGUCAGUGCCAUUUUUCAACGUUAUCUGACAUUUCAAGGACUAAAUAUUCUGGCCCUAGACUUUUAGUCAUGGUUGAAUAGUAUGACAAAGGCAACUCUGGUUAUAGUAGAUUAAGUAAAUAAUUGAAUAAACCAUUGAUGCAGAUUUUAUCCUUAUGUCAUAAUGAAGAGAAGGACUUUGGAGAACAGCUGAAUCACAUUUUGCACCAUCAGUUUGUCCCGUGUUGAGUUUCUGUCCCAUUUUGCCCCAUGAUCUUUUUAUUCCUAUCUCUAAUUUUUAAUGGCUUUGAAAGAGUAAAAUGAUCCAGUGAUUUAAAAACAAAAAGCAAAGAAUAAUCAGACAAUUUGAUGCAGAUCCUUGAGCAGAUCAAAUCUGGAUCAAGACAGAUGGUAAGAUUAUUUAAGAAUGGAAGAAGACUAAAUAAAAACAGCACGAACAGGAGAGGCAAUGAGCGAGAAGGAGGAAAGUGAAGCAGGGAGAGAUGAAUUAUAGCCAGUUCCUGGAAUCGAUAAUCCUGCGAAUCACAGCCCUGGGGUGCUACAGAUCUUUUUCUUUCCUCUAACCAGGCAGAAAGGGUGACAGAUGUAAAGCAUGCAGCCUGCCGAUUUAUAAAGCUCUGAGACAGAGCAGAGAGAGAUGCAUGGAUAAUCCUCAGUGUGCCUGAGGAAGCAGAGGGACGAGCGAAGGCAAACAGGACUAAGACAAAGGGAGGAUAAACUUAAGGCCACUUAACCAGAACAUUUUUCCACUGUUUGUCGGAUUUUUUAAACGUCUCCCACGCUCCCACCUCAUUGUCAUUUGUUUGGCUGAUUCCUCCCGCUGACUUCUUCCAAGUCUGAAUGCUGGUACAAACAAAAGAUUUCUAAUGCAUUGCAGCAGGCUCUUUCUUAUCCUCCAGUGCUGCCAUCUCAUGCAGGGAGCUUACUUAGAGCUCUCCAAUGCAUAUUUAACAAUACGAGUGUGGAGAGAACAUUUUGUUUCAGAUUGCUCAGAGCUGCCCUAUGCAGUGAGAGAUACAAUGAUCCAACCUGACAGCUGUGAUAGUAAUAGUGGUGUUUUUCUUCAAAAUGGGUUCACCUCACACCUGUUGUCUGGAGUCAUUCUCACUGAGAGAGACCAUCACUUGCUUUUAUCACUUUUGUCUCGCUCCCAUUUUUGUCCCAUUACUGUGGGUUUGUCCAUAAAUCACCUCUGCUUUUAUCCUCCUGCCCUCUGCUCAAGUUACCAGAGUCCUUCUUUAAUAGAACUGCAGGAACAAUGACGGGAAAAGUUUAUCAGUUUAGAACAAAAACUUAUUUACUUUGACUCGAAAAGGCAUUAGUACUAUAAGAAGGUUCAGUCCAGAGGUGACAAAAUCUGUCUGCACUGCCAAAACUUGCUAAAAUAUGUUUAAUUUCUACAAAGUCACAAACUCACAAAAUUGCACAUGUGUAUGGGUGAAAUUAUUUAUUGGCAAAGUCAUAAAGGUCGAUGACUGUGAGAUCUGACUCUUAAAGGUGGGGUAGGCAGGAAUCCGUCAAAGAAGCAUCUUUUUUGUGUUGAAUAUACAAAAAAGGUUUUAAUAUCAGUCAAUAGCUAUUAGUUAUUGAUGACAUUUGGUAAUAUAAAAAUAUCACUGUGUUUUGUUAUGUCUGUGUAGUCAACAUUUUAAAUUCUUUGAGCGGCCCACUCUUUCGGACUGUUAACAAAGCCUUUCUCUGCCUCCCCCGAUCUGAUUGGUUGUGAGGCGGACGCUGCUCCCUCAUGUUGUGAGCCACGCUCCAUGUCCUCGAAUAACGUGCACGAGCCCAAACAAAGUUAGCGUGCUACAAUAUCGGACAGUAGAAACCAACCAGAGAGUACAGAAAAUUGUCUGACUCCUUCUUUGGCCACAACUGCUAACACAAGCAAGAAAACAAAGGAAAUACCAGAGACUCUGUCGGAAUAACGAGCGCUUAAAACGGAGGUAGACUGGACAAGAGCUAAAAAGUGUUCACAUGCCUGUAACCUUUCUGCUGGACAGGUAAACCGCUUUAACAAAGUAAUAAAUAAAGUGUCUGUAACAGAAGUGUUUCUUGUCAAAUGGGACCUGCUGCGUGUUGUAGCGCCGCUAAACUGUUUACCUCGGGUCCUGGAGUAUGUCACUUUAUCCUAGUUUUUUAGAAGUCCUGCAAACAUUGUGUUUGCUGGUAGUCUGUUGGCAUCUACAGUAGCACCAAUGCUUUUUACUUUCACGUUGACUGGUCCCCAUUUGUAAUUAUCUGAAGUAUUUAUCUGCAUUAUAUCUGAAUUUAAUUAAAACGAUAUGAGCGAGCAAGAGCAUCUGUUUGUGGGCGGGGCUUGCUGGAGCAGAGAGGGAGGGGAGAGGAGGAGCUGAGGGGAAAACUGGUUGGGAGGGGUAGAGUUUACAUCCAAGAUUUCUCCCAAAAACUGGCGCUCCCUCAGAUCCUGACUACCCCAUCUUUAAGUUAGUCAAUGUUAGAGGCCUUCAGCAGUUAUUUGUUUGUUUUUUUUGUUGUUGUUGUUUUUUCCUUUGUUGCUUUUAAGUAAAAUAGGCAAUUAUGGUCCUGAGGUACUUUUUUUAAGUGCAUCAUAAUGAUCAUUGUGAAAAAUCACCCUAAUGCCCUAAAACUGUUUAUAUAUUAUAUAGUAGAGAAAUACAAGCAAACAGAAUGAUGUGAUAAUGUCGACAAAGUUGAUAUUUUUUUAAAUUUGCAUUAUUUAACUGCUUUUAAGAGACUGCAGAAGAAAUUUGGAGACGUCAUAUGUGGUGGGGGAGGUGCUGUUGCAAAUAUAUUAUUAUCAUCUGGGAAACACUGUAUUAUCACAGGAAAUCAAAUAUAUGCACGCAUGUCCACAUGAGGCUUCCGUAGUAUGCUCCUCGUGUCUGCAUUAGCAGCUUCUUGCACACAACACUAAAACCUCCCACAGAUCCCGCUGUGAUCAAUUUGCAUCGUGGGUUACAGCAUAGAAUAAAACGGACAACCCCCCACUCUCCCCUGCUUUAUUUUUGAACACUUAUGAGAGAUUGAAAGCAGUAGUGAUUCAGGACUGCAGCGCUUGAUUCUUGAGUGCUCCACAUGCAUAACAAUGUGCGAGCUGUAUCAGUCUUUUUCCUUUUCUUUGAAUCUUUUAUUAUCACUUGUGUUGAAUGCAGUCCUACAGCGGGGGAUCAGAGCAGUUUGUUAAUUUGUUGAUCAGCUCUACUGGGUUAUUUCUCCGUCCUGUGUGACCUAAUUCACAAAGACAGAUAAACAGAUCCGUCCUGGAUAAAUAUCACGCCUCAAACUGACAUAUUAAAGACAGCACAGCCCCACCCUGAGACAAGAUGAUAUACCGUUCACUGAUUGGUCCAGACAGAAAGGAUAUUUGUUUUCUUGUUUUGUCUGUUUUUCAAUCCAUCAGUUGAUUUCUUUCUUUUGAUGGUCGCAGUCGCGGGAUGCUGGCUCAGAGAUGGCUUCACGGGAAUGAAAACUGAAAACAGCUGAUGCUUUUCAGGGGCCGACGUUCAGCCCAUGAGACAGAAUUUGUUACUUGAGGAACUCUGACUGAGACACAUUUAAAUGCAAAUUUUUUCCUUUACAUUAUUGAUUGCUACACACUCUACUGGUGGAUGCUGUUUGUUUUUUGCAUACUUUGCAGUUCCCCCUGUAUUAGCAGGACUCGCUAAAUCAAUAACCUCAGCAUCAUUAAGUAAAGAUCGUUUGUCUUUACACAGUGUUUCAACUUAGUGCCAGUGCUGAAGAUCUGGCAAAUCUGUAAUACUGUCUGCAACACUUACCUUUUGUUUUGUUUUGUUUUGUUUUGUUUUUCAUUUUUGGUGAGACCUGCUGACAAAGUUUGUUGAUCUUUCUCAAACAGUCUGAAGACCACCCUGAAGAAGAAACUGUCUGGCGAUGUGGUGAACCUGUCGGGCAUCCCUUUGUCAGGCCGAGACGUGCACCGUGUGGCUUUUUACCUGCAGAGCAGCACUGAUGCGGUGUCAGCUGUGGAUCUCAGCUUCACAGAGCUGCAGGAUGAGAGCUUGAGGCUGUUGCUGCCCUCCCUUGGCUGCCUGCCCAAACUGUCCAUACUAGCCAUCAAUGGAAACCGUCUGACUGUGGCCAUCCUGAAAGACCUGACAGAUGCUGUGAAGGAUCCAAAGAAGUUCCCCAAACUGGCCUGGGUGGACCUGGGCAACAAUGUGGAUAUCUUCACCGUGCCGCAGCCGCUGCUCGUGGCCCUGCGGCGGCGUUUCGGGUUACGCAGCAGCCUCCCCACCAUUUAUGAAUACAGAGAGGCUCAGGCAAUUAGCGGCUGCACACCAAACAUGGAGACCUCUGUGGAGGAGCCCAGCCUGUGCGAGGAAGGCGAUGGAGAGGAGGAUGAUAGAGAGGAGGAGGAGGACCGGCUGGAGCUUCAAGCCUGGGGCUAUAGAGAAGAAAACAUAUCAAAAAGUGUGUCAUUGGACUUCUGUGGGAGGUGA